UAUAUAUGGGGCGGUUCAUGAAACUGGAGUUCUCUAAAUUAGAGGAGAAAAAGUUUUCAUACUGAACAAAAAAUUUCAACGCAUUUAGACGUUUUACAGGCUUUUAUAACUGCGUGCAAUACAACACAUCUAAGGAUGACAUCACAAUUCCAGCAUGUUCCGAUUAUCGAAGUUGACAAAGAUAAUUUCACUGAGAUGUGGCCACAAAUUCUACUGGCCAUGAAAACUUCUACAUUCAUCUCUAUUGAUGCAGAAUUGAGUGGGUUGGGAGAGAGGAAAAAACUAAAUUCCAAAGAUGUUGAAGAGAGAUAUAGUUUAAUGUCAGAGGUGGCCAGAACUAGAUCCAUUCUGUCAAUUGGACUUUCAUGCUUCAAGAUUCAGCCACCUCGUAGCCCAGAAUCAGAGAAAUCUGAAAAUAUGGACAAGUCAUUGACAUUUCUGGUACAGACUUUUAACCUGGUGUUGCUAUGUUGUCAGGAUUACAUUGUGGAACCCAUGUCUCUAGAGUUCCUAGUUAAUCAUGGCUUUGACUUCAACAAGCAGUAUGCUAAAGGAAUACACUAUUACAGAGGGAAUGAUAAGAAAGAUGCAAAGAAAGACCAGAAAAUGAUGCGUCAAUUAUUCUCUGAACUAUUAAUUGCCCAAGUCCCUAUAGUUUGCCACAAUGGACUAGUCGAUCUGGUGUACUUACGUCAGAAUCUCUACGCAGAACUUCCUGGGAAACUUUCCACUUUCAUUUCUGAUCUCAGUGAAAUGUUUUCUGCUGGUGUUUAUGAUACAAAAUAUAUUGUGGAGUUUGAAUCUCGAAUGCAAGCUACAUAUUUGGAGUAUGUCUUCAAGAAAAGCCAGAGAGAUAAUAAUGUAAAUGCCACAACCGGCAAAAGAUUCGUCAAGUUAGACUUUAUCAAGUACCCAGAUAGCUUCCUAAAUGUGGUGCUAACUCAGUGUGUACCUGAAGAGGUGCAAGCUUCUAUUGAUGCUAUGCAAGUCUGUGAAAACUAUGCAAACUUUGGCUGGUGCAGUCUAGGUAGCACAUGCCCAAAAUCCCACAAUUUGGAUGAUAUUCUCGAUCAUGAAAAUUCAGUCCUAGACAAGAAAGCAGAGAAAAAGAAAAACCGUAGGAAAAGAAAAAGGAAACAGUCUAAUAAUACUGAGACUGAGGACAUAGAAAAUGAAGAAUCAUCAAUGAGUAGACCUGAAACCAAUGUGCUUAAUAAGGAACUUGAUAUGACAACUAAUGGUUUAGCUUCGGCUGUAAUUGGUACCCCUGCUGAAUCAGGUGUCAAAAUUCAUUCUUCAGAGACAAAAAGUGUUGACGAUGCCCCAGAUAGAAACAGUACUGGCACCGUCAUUACCAGUGCCACUUCACAUUUAACCAGGGGACAAAAUGGUGGGCAUCGUGCUGGCUUCGAUGCCUUUAUGACUGGCUUUGCAAUGGCAACGUUUAUUACUAAAUGUGGAAAAUAUGAGACGAAGGACAUUUCAGCUAAAACUAUAAUGGCAGAUUUUAAAAUUGAGUCAUUGGUAAAUCGUGUCUUUCUUUGUGGAAAAGAUUUUCCACUUCAAAUCGCUAAAAGCAAUUUUUCCAAGACAUCAAAAGAUCACUCAGAAAAAUGGGAAAAGUUAUGUAUAUUGGCUGGUCAGAAAUAAAAAUUCAGUUGUCAUAUCAAAGGUCUUGUUGUGUUUAUCCCACCAAAAAGAAAAGCCUUAUGGGAAUAGUACUUCUGCUUGAAAAGGAAUUUUCAAUAUG
Molecule: messenger RNA, 1750 nt
Organism: Owenia fusiformis
Lineage: Eukaryota; Metazoa; Annelida; Polychaeta; Sabellida; Oweniidae
Source: the annotation of a GenBank genome assembly